Molecule: messenger RNA, 730 nt
Organism: Olea europaea var. sylvestris
Lineage: Eukaryota; Viridiplantae; Streptophyta; Magnoliopsida; Lamiales; Oleaceae
Product: probable LRR receptor-like serine/threonine-protein kinase At1g53430
Exons: 5
Coding region: 260-700 (146 amino acids)
Molecular function (GO): protein binding
Source: RefSeq, a predicted model, not a curated record
UAUUUUUCUGAUUUUUGUCUCAUGUUAAUACUAAUAACUCAUAAUUUUUCUGUUCUUUCUGCAUUUUCCAUUCCAAAACCAACAGCAUUAUUGGAGUUCGACGAUACUUUCUUCUGUUCACUUUUUGGAAACUCUCAAGCAAAACCAACUUUUCUUCUUUUUCCUUGUUCAACUUUUGAUUAAUCUUCGUCUUCAUUAAUUAAUAUAAUGGGGGUGUGAUGAAAUUUCUUUGGCUGGAUUGAACAGAAUAAGAGUUUUAAUGGAGUUUUUUCUUACCAAAAGGGCUAAAACCAGAACAAAUUUUGUGAAAAUCGUUAUUUUCAGUGUUUAUGCAUCUCUUGUUUUGACGUCUGUUGCACAACUUCUGCCUGAAAACGAAGUACAAGUUCUUGAAAGAAUAUCAUCGAGAUUACAAAACAAAUACUGGAAUGUUACGCGAAGAUCUUGCAGUGAGAGUACCGGUUUUAACAUGACCAUUUGGGGUGACGAUGUCUACAGCAAUGUGACUUGUGACUGUUCAUUUGUUAACAACACUGUUUGCCAUGUGACGCACAUCCAGAUGAAGGGUUUCAAUUUGACUGGAAUCUUGCCUGCAGAAUUUGCGAAUCUUACUUAUCUAAAAGAGUUAGAUCUAACUCACAAUUAUAUCUAUGGAUCAAUUCCUCCAAUCUUCGGUCGGCUUCCUCUUCUUACUUUGUAAGUUCUUCUUAAUGGGACCUCCAAACUCCUG